Podospora anserina S mat+ is the source of this 195-nucleotide messenger RNA. RefSeq lists its product as uncharacterized. The coding region runs from base 1 to 195 and encodes 64 amino acids. The transcript is spliced from 2 exons. NCBI's taxonomy places the organism in Eukaryota, Fungi, Ascomycota, Sordariomycetes, Sordariales, Podosporaceae. The record is from RefSeq and is a predicted model, not a curated record.
AUGCCGUCCUCCAAUUUCAGCAGCUCCUCUUCAUCCACCGCUGCCGGCGAGAAAUCUCGGAUUCCUCCCGACUACGAGUGGAAGUACCACAGCGGUCAUGAGUCCAGUCGCCUCUGUUCCUGCAAGACUUGCUCCUGUGGUGCUGCUGUCCCCUACGCCGGCGACCUCUGUGACGACUGCUCCAAGCCACACUAG